GUGACUCUCCGGUACUGCCAACCCCGCAACAGUGACACUGAGUGCAUCGCUAGUGAUUUCAGUGUUCCGAAGUUGACCGUCAUGACGACGAGAACAGGAAAGAGCGCCAAGGUGGGAGAUAUGAACCGUGGAGAGCUGGAAACCCUGAUUGCGGAGGCAGUAGCGGCGGCAAUACUCCCGCUGUCUUCCCGAAUAGACAAACUGUGUAGUGAGGUGGAAAAAUUAAAAGAGGAACUAACUGAAAAGGAUACCAAAAUAAAAUUAUUGGAAUCUAGUGUACAUAAUAAGUGUGAUGAACUAGAACAGUAUGGAAGGAGAAACAACAUAAGAAUCUUCGGAGUUCCUGAGGCAAACAGUGAAAAUACGGAUGAUUUGGUAAUUGAUGUGGCUCGCAAAAUAAAUGUGACCCUAGAAAAGUGGAAUAUAGACCGAUCGCACCGAGUUGGUAAAGCGGGCGGAGACAGGCCGCGCCCGAUUCUGGUGAAGUUCACGAGCUAUGGUGCUCGCAGAGCGGUCUUCCAGGCCAAAAAGCAACUGAAAUCGACAAGAAUCACAAUCCGGGAGGACCUCACGCAAGCGAGGCUCUCACUUAUGAGGAAGACUAUGGAUAGCUACUCCGAGAAAAAUGUGUGGUCAAGUGACGGUGCCAUCAUGGUGAAGGUCGGGGCAGUAGUGCGGCCCCUUCGUGUGAGGACUGAAGAAGACCUUGCAAGUCUACUGGUGAGACACCCUCCCGUUGGGGUAUAAGCCGUUACUCGAACAUACUGUAACCGAGGGGGCGCCAACUCCGAAAUUUCGUGCACUGUGAAUACACUCUAAUAGUGAAUAUCACUGAAUAAUCACUUAAUAUUGCCUGAAUACUGUAGGUAUUAAUUCCCUCGUGAACCGUGAAUACUAGAAGUCACUGCCCCCUCGACUGUAACGUAACACAUUUGCCUUUCACUUUAUGUCAUAUACCAUUUAAGCACAGUGUUAUGUAAGCAUUAUUCGUCUGAUGACCGAUGUCACAUGUGAAUGACUUUACAUAGUACAAACUGUUAAUUUUAUUAGUCUAUAAUGUUAUACUUGUACCUUAAUUUUAUAUUUUCUUCCAUUUUAUUUUAGUUGUUUUGUUUUAUACCUAGGCUGUCUUGUCCUUUUGUUUCUUAACCACUAUUUGUCUAACACUCCGGCAGAAGUGGGGCUAAUAAUUUAGACACAAUAUGUUAGCUCAACCAUUGGUAUUACGAAACAUUAUUUACGGGUCCUAAUUUUUAUAUGGUUAUGUUUCCUAUAGACGGUAAUCGACCCGUCGAAAUGUUGUUCCUUUACUCUCGACUUAGAUAGCUAUAUUACAAAUGUAUACUUUGUGCCAUGCAUUUGCCCUAGUUGUAAACACCAAAGCGAAUGAGUGCUCAAUCGACACUUAUUCUUUAAUUCUUUAAGUAUUAUUCUUUGCCUGAAAUUUCUAGCCUGUUUGUUUUUAUUGUUCCUGUUAAUCGCAUAGUUCAUGUUAGUUGUAUGUUAUCUUUUACUCAUUUACUUAAAUUUACUUAUCUUUUUGCAUUGUUUAUCGUUAUUUUAUAUUUUGUUUCACCCAUGUACUGAUAGUUUCUUUAGAAUGUCUUGCUCGUUUUGUUAACUCCUUAAAUACUCAUAACUUACGUCUGACUGACUUCAAGUUUUGCUCUUGCUUUACGCCAUAUGAGAGAACGAGACCUAUCUCUUCUUAAAGAUUAC
Frankliniella occidentalis (western flower thrips) is the source of this 1719-nucleotide messenger RNA. RefSeq lists its product as uncharacterized. The coding region runs from base 82 to 747 and encodes 221 amino acids. Gene Ontology annotation, biological process: retrotransposition. Gene Ontology annotation, molecular function: single-stranded RNA binding. The record is from RefSeq and is a predicted model, not a curated record. The transcript has a single exon. Lineage: Eukaryota; Metazoa; Arthropoda; Insecta; Thysanoptera; Thripidae. Gene Ontology annotation, cellular component: ribonucleoprotein complex.